AUGGCGUCCUCCUUCCCGACGAACCAGGCCAUCGUGGUCGGUGGUGGCCUGGGAGGGAUGUCCGCCGCGAACACGGUGGUGGAGCACGGCGGCCGUGUUGUGCUGCUGGACAAGUCGUCGUUUUGCGGCGGAAACAGCACGAAAGCCACCUCCGGCAUCAACGGGGCAGGCACCAAGACACAGAAGGCGAAAGGCAUCCCCGACAACGCCGACAUCUUCACUCAGGACACCCUGAAGGGUGGCGCCAAGAAGCCGGAGUUGGCUAAGCUGCUUUGCGUGAACAGCGCUGCGGACGUCGAUUGGCUGGUGGACAAGUUUAACCUGGACCUGUCUUUGGUGGCGCGUUUGGGCGGCCACUCGCAGCCCCGAACACACAGAGGGAAAGAGCGUUUCCCGGGUAUGACCAUCACCUAUGCGCUGAUCCAGAUGUUGGAGAAGGUGGCGGAGAAGACGGACCUGGCGCGCAUCAUCACGAAGGCCAAGGUCUUCAAGCUCGUGACGGAGGGCAAGGCCUGCGUGGGCUGCGUCUACGAGAAGGGCGGCCAGAACUUCCAGGAGUUCGGCCCCGUGAUCCUCGCAUCAGGCGGCUUCGGCGCUGACUUCACCCAGAACUCCCUGCUGGCCAAGUAUCGCCCGGACCUGCUGCACCUGCCCACCACCAACGGCGAGCACUGCACAGGCGACGGCAUCAAGAUGGGCGAGGAGAUCGGCGCGAAGACCAUCGACCUGGAGUGGGUGCAGGUCCAUCCGACCGGCCUCGUGAAGCCGGACGAUGCCGAUGCCAAGAUCAAGUUCCUCGCCGCCGAGGCCCUGCGCGGCGUGGGCGGCAUCAUCCUGAACGCGGAGGGCAAGCGAUUCUGCAACGAGCUGGGCCGCCGCGACUACGUCACGGGCGAGAUGUGGAAGAGCAAGCCGCCUUUCAGGCUGUGCCUCAACAAGGCGGCCUCUGACGAGAUCAUCUGGCACUGCAAGCACUACACCGGACGUGGUGUCAUGAAGUACUACGGCAGCGGCGCGGACCUCGCCAAGGACAUGGGCAUCUCCCUGUCGGUGAUUGAGCAGGCGCACGAGGAGCAUUUCCAGGCGGCCAAGAAGACGGAGACGCACCCGGACGACGGCCCCUACCCCGCCUACCCCUCCGGCAAGUGCUGGGACGAGGCCAGGGAAAGCUUUUGUACAUGUGAAAGUGUCGACUCUAGCAGUCGUGCAUUGUCGUGCAGAUGUUUGGUUCAGUUCGGAGAAUUGAAGCACCAUCGGCAGGCCAGCGGCAAGACGGGCAGCGGCAAGAAGUUCUUCCACAACAUCAUCCCUGGCGAUGCCGUGAAGAACGAGCCGUUCUACGUGGCCAUCAUCACGCCGGUGAUCCACUACUGCAUGGGCGGACUGCUCAUCGACACGGACUCCGCGUGCAUCGGCUCGGACAACAAGGCUGUCCCGGGCCUGUAUGCUGCUGGCGAGGUCGCCGGCGGCGUGCACGGCAACAACCGCUUGGGUGGCAACUCCCUGCUGGACUGCGUGGUGUUCGGCCGUGUGGCCGGCAUCGCAGCCGCCAAGUACAUGCUGGGUGCGGACAUGAAGGACGUGGACCUCAAAGAGAUCACCGGCGGAGGCCUGACCGGCGCCGUGGAGAGCUCCAAGCUGGCCGGCGGCUCCUACGAGGACAAGAUGAACUCGGCCGCGGCGCCCGCAGGUGCCGCACCCGCGGCCGGUGGCGGCGGUGGCGGGGGCAUGACCCUUGCCGAUGUUGCCAAGCACAACACCAAGGCGGACUGCUGGGUGGUGGUCGACGGCCAGGUGCUGGACGUCACCAGCUUCUUGUCGGAGCACCCCGGCGGCGAGCUGGCCAUCCUCACCUUCGCCGGCAAGGACGCCACGGAGGAGUUCAACAUGAUCCACCCUCCGGACGUGAUUGGCAAGUACGCCCCCGACUCCGUGAUCGGCAUGAUCGGCGGCGGUGGUGGUGGAGGCGGUGCUGUGGCUGCUGCCGGCGGAGGCGGUGGCGGCGGUGGCGGCAUCCCCAUGACGGAGGUGGCCAAGCACAACACCAAGGCGGACUGCUGGGUGGUGGUCGAUGGCCAGGUGCUGGACGUCACCAGCUUCUUGUCGGAGCACCCUGGUGGCGAGCUGGCCAUCCUCACCUUCGCCGGCAAGGAUGCCACGGAGGAGUUCAACAUGAUUCACCCUCCUGACGUCAUCGGCAAGUACGCCCCCGACUCCGUGAUCGGCGCCGUGGGCUCCGGCGUGGCUGCCGCGGCCAGCGCCGCCCCCAAGGCCGGCGGCGGCGGACCCAUCAGGAAGGACACGGGCAGCAAGCUCGGCAACCACCAGGCUUGGGGCCACCUGGACGGGGCGAACAACUGGCGCGUGGACCUUGACGAGAACCCAGGCGUCCUGCUCAUCAACGUGAAGUCCUACUUCAACGCGACCUGGUUCUUCCUUCUCGCGGUGUUGUACGAAGUGUGCGCAACCAUCUUCUCUGCCAAGAACAUCAAGAUCUCCAACGACCGCUUGGGUCUGACCCGCAGUGCCAUCUUGCUAAUCCUCUUCAUCGUCAUCCACGCAGUAGGAAACCUCCACGUCUUCAAAGGCCCGGAUGACUUCAACGGCUACGGCUACUUCUACGUGCGCCUCUACUGGACGGGCUUCGGCCUGCCGGCCAACAUCGUGGAGGAGUACAUCCUCCUGUCCGUGCUGCUCCACGUCUUCGUGGGCCUGAAGCGAACCUGGGACAUGAAGCUGGCGCUGGUGCAGACUCAGGGCAUCAACGUCCUGAACCUGGCCAUCUCCGGCCUGAUGCUCCUGACCUUCAUGACCAUCCACCUCUUCCAGUUCCGCUUCGGCGACACCGACCAGUUCGGCCCCUACUACAUCCGGCCGCCUCCUUACCUCAUCAACUUCUGGGGCAUCUCCUCCCUGAAUCUCUUCUGGACCAGCGAAGACAGCAUCGAGCCCGUCGGCGUGCGCGACAUCUACGCUCUGGAGUUCCAGAUCUUCAAGAAUCCGCUGUGGUCCUUCUUCUACAUCUUCUCCGUGUUCAUCUUCAUGUACCACGCCUGCGUCGGCUGGAAGAAGGUGACGCCCGUGCUUGGCAUCCCCCGCGGUCACAUUUGGCGCGUGGAGCUCAUCGGCUACGGCAUCAUGAUCGUCAUGGGGCUCGUGUACAUCUCCUUCCCAGUCUACGUCAUGGCCACCAAGCCGUUUGGCGGUUACGAGAUGGGCAUCCAGAUCCCGGGCAGGGUGGAGUGA
This is a messenger RNA of Symbiodinium natans, 3246 nucleotides long. The record is from the annotation of a GenBank genome assembly. NCBI's taxonomy places the organism in Eukaryota, Dinophyceae, Suessiales, Symbiodiniaceae.